AUGUCCCGACCAAACGAGAUGAUCAACAGUGACUUGCUGAGCUUUACUUUUGAGGGCCCGAAGCCCUACACUUCCAACCAACCUUUGUUCAUUGAUGCUGAAGAUACCUCGCGAUCUUUCACGGCGGCCCAAUUCCGUCAAUUGGUGCAGACGCUGAUUGCCGGGUUCAAAGCCUAUGGCAUCCAACGUGGGGACUGCGUGUUGUUGCAUCUAGGAAACAGCAUCGUCUACCCUGCACUGUUCUUCGCUAUCAUUGGCGCAGGUGGAGUCUACAUGGGCUCUAAUCCUCGCAGUCAGCCAAAGGAACUUGAUCACAUUCUCAGCCUCGCCGAGCCAAAGCUGAUCCUUACCUCCCGCGAUGCACUUCCUACCGUCGUCGAAACAUCCGCAGCCCGGGGCAUCCACCCGGCGCGGGUAUGUGUCGUCGAUGAGCGAGCCAUUGACUACUGUGCCCAGUUGUUCCUAUGGCACGAGCGUGGAUACUCCACAACUGUCCAACAAUACGCAAUAAACCAUACCCAGCCCUUCAACUUUGCCAAUCUCCUCCGUUUUGGUCAGAGUGACUGGAUGAGGUUCAACAAUGCCGUCGCACAAACCACACCUGCAGCCAUGUUCUCGACAAGUGGUACAGGUGGCCUGCCCAAGGCAGCCAUUCUCACCCACCACGCCCUGGUCUCACAGCAUCGUUCAAUCUACUAUGACGUUCCAUAUCCGGUUAGUCGACUGAUGUCGCUUCCCAUGUUUCAUCUGUUCGGUGCACUGUGGACGCAUAUCUUCCCAGUCCGCUACGGCCACCCACUCUUUGUGCUGCCCCGUUUCGAGGCCAAUCAGUUCAUGGCAACAGUACACAAGUAUCAAAUCUCCGAAACCUACAUGGUCCCCACAAUCAUUCACGCUCUCAACCAAUCAUCGCAACCGGUGUCUGAGUUGAUGUCCUCGUUGCGAUAUGUUGGUAUUGCCGGUGCUGCAAUUGACGGUGCCUCUUUGCAAACUUUCCGUAAUCGCCUUCACCCCUUGGCAUAUGCAUGCCAGAUCUGGGGCAUGACGGAAGUGGGAGUAGCGCUACAGACUCGCUACGGCCAGCCGGGAGACCCGGCCAGUAUCGGCACCCUGCUUGCUGGGUACGAGGCGCAAUUGAGAGACCAAGAUGGAAUUGUCCAAGGCGACGAGUUGGCUGGUGAGCUGUAUGUACGUGGUCCCGGUCUUUUGACUGCGUACAAGGGUCGGAGCGAUGCCUUGGAGCCUCACGGGUGGUACCGCACAGGAGAUGUGGCCUACGUCAAACAGGGCCAGUACUACAUUGUUGGACGGACCAAGGAACUGAUCAAAGUUCGAGGAUGGCAAGUCGCCCCAGCAGAAAUCGAAGCCGUUCUGCUUCAAUACCCUGGGAUCACCGAUGCGGCUGUGAUUGGUGUCAACAAAGAAGGGCUAGGCGAGGUGCCCCGCGCAUUCGUGGUUCGUUCCCGCGAUCCUUCUGUGGGUCGCCUCACAGCUGAACAGGUGUACAACCAUGUACGCCAGCAACUCGCUAGCUACAAGUCGCUUGAGGGUGGUGUCAUCUUUGUCGAAGAGAUCCCCCGUACCGCGAGUGGCAAGAUUCAGCGGUUCAGACUGACUCAGAUGAACACCUAUCGCGAAAUGGUCGCAUCUCUUCUUUCGCGAUGUGAUACGGAUGGUGCUUCUGAUAGUCCAAUUCCUAGGGCCGGAUUCGGACGUGUGGGCCUGGUACAGGAUGGACGUGCCAGGGUCUAG
Molecule: messenger RNA, 1752 nt
Organism: Penicillium brevicompactum
Lineage: Eukaryota; Fungi; Ascomycota; Eurotiomycetes; Eurotiales; Aspergillaceae
Gene: afeA
Product: adenylate-forming enzyme AfeA
Exons: 3
Coding region: 1-1752 (583 amino acids)
Biological process (GO): secondary metabolic process
Molecular function (GO): CoA-ligase activity
Source: RefSeq, a predicted model, not a curated record